Molecule: messenger RNA, 2374 nt
Organism: Cynara cardunculus var. scolymus (artichoke)
Lineage: Eukaryota; Viridiplantae; Streptophyta; Magnoliopsida; Asterales; Asteraceae
Product: putative pentatricopeptide repeat-containing protein At5g52630
Exons: 2
Coding region: 213-2006 (597 amino acids)
Biological process (GO): RNA modification
Molecular function (GO): zinc ion binding; RNA binding; protein binding
Source: RefSeq, a predicted model, not a curated record
UAAAUUGUUCUUUCAAUAUUUCAUGUGAAUUCGAUUCAGAAGUGUUCAAUAUUUGGUUCACAUCUUCUGGUAGGUAAUCUCGGGGAUGACAUACACGACAAGAGUUUCUUGUUUUCUUUGAAGGCAUUUUGGCAGUAUUAUUUCAGUUCAGAUUUUGUGGUAUAGUUUUAUGAUAGACUUGAUUCAUUGGUGGUUUAAUUGGAACAUCUAACAUGCUCUCAGUUCCCCUACAGUCUCUGCACGAACGAACCGAACAAACCCUAUUUGGCUUUGAACAAAAGUAUAGGAAUGUCUCUAGCCUCCUCCUUUCUGUGACCCGAUCAAGAACACGCCUAAAUGGUCUACAACUCCAUGGUCAUAUCAUCAAGCUAGGCUUUCAAAUCAUCCCACUGAUCUCUCAUUAUUUAAUCAAUUUUUACUCCAAAACCCAGCUCCCAUUCGAGUCCUUGCGAGUUUUCGAUGAAACCCACAUCAAAUCAUCAACCACUUGGAGUUCCAUCAUCUCUUCUCUUGCUCAGAAUGAACUCCCUAUUCUUGCGCUUCAAUAUUUUAGAAGUAUGGUCGAUAGCGGAAUUCGACCGGAUGACCAUAUAUUCCCGAGUGCCACCAAAGCCUCCGCGAUCCUUUCGAGCUAUACUGUUGGGCAGUCUGUGCAUUGCUUUGCGUUGAAAACUGGGUAUGACGUUGAUGUGUUUGUCGGGAGUUCAUUGGUGGAUAUGUAUGCGAAAUGUGGGAAAAUUGAAGAUGCACGUAAAGUGUUUGAUGAAAUGCCUAUGAGGAAUGUGGUUUCUUGGAGUGGGAUGAUAUAUGGGUAUGCUCAGUCGGGUGAAAAUGAAGAGGCUUUGUUGCUUUUCAAGCAAGCUUUUUUCGAAAGGUUUGAGGUUAAUGAUUUCACAUUUACAACUGUCAUCCAAGUUUGUGGUACUACAACACUGCUUGGAUUAGGGAAGCAGCUGCAUGGGCUAUGUUUGAAAUUGAGUUAUGAUUCAUCGAGCUUUGUAGGAAGUUCUUUGAUUUCUAUGUAUUCUAAGUGCGGAAUUAUAGAAGUAGCUUAUCAGGUUUUUGAUGAGAUACCAGUUAGGAAUUUAGGCAUGUGGAACGCAAUGCUCAUAGCGUGUGCUCAACAUUCACAUACGAAUAAAGCCUUUGAAUUAUUCAAAGAAAUGGAAAUUUGCAGCAUAAAACCGAACUUCAUAACAUUUCUAUGCACGCUCUAUGCUUGUAGCCAUUCAGGAUUAGUUGAGAAGGGUAAGUACUAUUUCGCACUAAUGAAGCAGUAUGGGAUUGAACCAUGCGAUCAACAUUAUGCUUCUAUGGUCGAUAUCCUUGGCCGAGCUAAUAAACUAAACGAGGCGCUCUCGAUUAUAACGGAAAUGCCAACGAAACCUACACAAUGUGUGUGGGGAGCAUUUCUGACCGGAUGCCGACUUCAUGGAAAUACGGAAUUGGCUGCUUAUGCUGCUGACAAAGUCUUUGAAUCAGGUCCUGUGAGUUCGGGUAUGCACGUUUUAUUAUCCAACACAUAUGCGGCUGCAGGGAGAUACGAAGAUGCGGCUAGAGCCCGGAAGAUGAUGAGGGAUAAAGGGAUAAAAAAGGAAACAGGUUUGAGUUGGGUCGAGGAGGGUAAUUUCGUACAUACUUUUGCUUCAGGGGAUAGACGGCAUUUCAAAGCCGAAGAGAUAUAUAAGAAACUGGAGGAGUUAGAAGAUGGAAUGGAGAAAGCUGGUUAUGUUGCGGAUACGAGUUAUGUAUUGAGGGAAGUGGGCGGUGAAGAGAAGAAUAUGGCGAUUAGAUAUCAUAGUGAGAGAUUAGCGAUUGCGUUUGCUUUAAUUACAUUUUCAGAUAAAAAGCCGAUUAGAGUUAUGAAGAACUUGCGUAUUUGCGGUGAUUGUCACACCGCGAUAAAGUUUAUGUCGAGAUGUUCUGGAAGAGUGAUAAUAGUAAGGGAUAACAAUCGGUUUCAUCGGUUUGAGGAUGGGAAAUGCUCUUGCAGUGAUUAUUGGUGAUCUACUUGAUACUUCUAAACAGGAUGCGCCAGAAAUUUGACAUGUAAAUGAGUUUGAUAAAGAUUUCCCAGAAUUCUAAAGUCAUUUAUCAGAAAAAACACCAUCUUGGUGGGUUAGGCUUCAGCAAACUUACUGGAGGGGAAACAAAGACCACAAGAGCUUAUAAAGAUGUAUGGGAUAUCUUAUCCUGACCGAGAACAUCCGAAGGUUAUUAUUAAAGGGUCUUUGGCCUAGCCGUAUCUGAGCCUCUUGCCUCCUAGGAGGUCAGGGGUUUAAACAUCACCAUUGAUGAGGACGGGGUGUUGAAGAAUGAUUCUUGGUGUUGGCUGAAAUGGCAUUGGAUUCUCUGACGGAUUUGUUUCGAUAUA